Molecule: messenger RNA, 1785 nt
Organism: Papilio xuthus (Asian swallowtail)
Lineage: Eukaryota; Metazoa; Arthropoda; Insecta; Lepidoptera; Papilionidae
Product: esterase FE4-like
Exons: 3
Coding region: 87-1721 (544 amino acids)
Source: RefSeq, a predicted model, not a curated record
GGCCAUUGGUCAUUGUUUCUUGCAAGACAACAGUAGUUCAUAAUCGAUCCUCUUAUCAAUCAGUGCCUUAACUUACUUAGGCUAAAAUGUAUUUGAAAAUACUAAAAUAUACGAUAAUUUUAUAUUUAACUUUACUCAGUAAAUGUCACUGUAAAACUUUGGACUCUCUUGUCACCACAAAAGUUGGUUUGAUUCGGGGAUUGAAAGCAGAAGAUGGUGAUUAUUCUAUGUUUUUAGGGAUACCGUUCGGAAAAGUUGAAGAAAGCAAUCCUUUCGGACCAUCCAUACCAUAUGGAAAUUUUGAUGGAAUUUUUGAAGCCUACGAUGAUACUGCCAUUUGUCCACAAGUUGAAGAAUUUAACAACACAAUUGUUGGUUCACUCGAUUGCCUUCAUUUAAACAUUUAUGUACCCAAUACCGCUAAGGCAGGAUCUUUACCAGUUCUUGUAUGGAUUUAUGGUGGAGCAUUUCAAAUAGGAUUUGCUGGUAGAUUUUUAUAUGGACCGAAAUACUUUGUGAGACACGAUAUAAUUUUAGUUACUGUAAAUUAUCGUGUCGGACCAUAUGGAUUUAUGUGCCUUAAUGAUCCAAAGGUACCAGGUAACCAAGGUUUCAAAGACCAACUCUUGGCUCUGAGAUGGAUAAAAGACAAUAUUGAUUCUUUCGGUGGCAACUCGGACAAGAUUACGUUAUUUGGAGAAAGUGCCGGUGGAGUUUCAAUAGAUUAUCAUUUAUUUUCCCAACAAGAAAAAUUAUUUAACAACCUAAUAAUCCAAAGUGGUACUACAUUCUUACCUUCACUUAUUGGUGAGCCUGAGUCUACUCGUACACUCAAUUUGGCAUCAAUGUUAGGUUUUGAAACGACAGAUUUAAAUGAAGCCCUUUCUUUCCUUAAUAAGCAGACUACUAAUUCAGUUAUAGCUGCUAUGAGACAAGUACCAAGGUACUUACCUUGUGUCGAAAAUGAUUUUGAAAACGUGGAAAAAUUAAUAUCAGAUUAUCCUUUUAACCUGGACAUACCCAAGGUUAAAGACGUGGCAAUAUUAAUUGGCCAUACCGAUGAUGAGAGGCUUCCACUGCACGUAAACAAAAAUCCAGAAUAUUAUGAAAACUUAAAUAUAUUCCAUGGCAAGUUAGUUAACGCUUUCAAUUUUAAUUCUCUGGAACUAGCAAAGGCUGUUAAAAAUUUCAGGCAUUUUUAUAUUGGCGAUGAGAAGAUUUCUAUAAAAGAACAAUUUAAUAUCAUAGAUUUUGAUUCAGAUUUUACUUACGUUCAUCCAACUCUAAGAAGCAUUGAAAAAUAUAAGGAAAACAAUGCCGGAGAUAUAUUCUAUUAUGUAUUUUCUUAUAAUGGUGAUAGAAAUUUUGUCAAGAAAAGGGUUAACAUAACGAUUGGUGGUGCAGCACAUGCUGACGAGAUUGGCUAUUUAUUUGACAUAUCUUACAUGAAGGAUGAACCAUCGUACGAAGACCAGCUAGUUAUUGAUAGAAUGACGACACUUUGGGCUAAUUUCGUUAAAUACAGCAACCCAACGCCGGAGACUACAGACUUAUUACCUGUCGACUGGAAGCCUGUGGAAGAUAAUUUACUGCACUACCUUGAAAUAGAUUCAGAGCUGACAUUAAAGAAACGACCUUUCAAUAAGAGAAUGGCAUUCUGGGAUUUAUUUUAUAGGCACAAUUAUAAGUUGCAAAAAGGAUAUAGAAAUAGGGACAACUGAUAGCAUUUUGCUGACUAAUAUUUUGUUACAAUGACAAUGAAUGAAUACCCUAAAAAAUUUGUAA